Messenger RNA from Drosophila subpulchrella, 599 nucleotides. RefSeq names its product kunitz-type serine protease inhibitor textilinin-5. The transcript is spliced from 2 exons. Bases 26 to 409 code for a protein of 127 amino acids. Gene Ontology annotation, molecular function: serine-type endopeptidase inhibitor activity. Lineage: Eukaryota; Metazoa; Arthropoda; Insecta; Diptera; Drosophilidae. The record is from RefSeq and is a predicted model, not a curated record.
AGUGUAUUUCUAUAAUUUUUUAGUAAUGUAUCUUAUUUAUCCCUUUUCCUUGCUGAUGUUUAUGCAACCCCUAUUGGCGGUUAUUCCUCAUGGAGUCACAGUUAAGGAACCCAAAUGCUGGUAUGUCGCAAAUCCAGGACCCUGUGAUAACUGGAUCAAAGUCUGGGGCUACGAUUACCUAACCAAUCGCUGUAUUUUCUUCUAUUAUGGGGGCUGUGGUGGUAAUCCGAAUCGGUUUUAUACAAAAGACGAGUGUCUGAGUACUUGUCGGGUACACAGACCCCCAAACCGGAAGAAAAGAGAGUAUGCUGUCGACGAGGAGGAAGAGGAGGAAGAACAGGAAGAAGAGGAAUUUGAGGAGGAUAUUGACAAUUGGGACAAAUGGGACGAUGCCCAUUCGGAGUUUUAAACUAACCCAUAAAUAGGGUAUUCAAAAGUCGGCCUUCCCGAUAACCAAUUGCCGACUAACGUUAACUUUUGAUUCGUUGUGCAAACGCAUAAUUUCAGUUUGAAAGAAAGAACUUCCCGUGGAGUUGCUUGUAAUGCGUUUUCUUUUAGCCUUCUACUACAUUUCUCUUUCCCUCUGCUACUAUUAUAUG